Messenger RNA from Penicillium cinerascens, 972 nucleotides. Its product is annotated as ribosomal RNA processing 1 family protein. NCBI's taxonomy places the organism in Eukaryota, Fungi, Ascomycota, Eurotiomycetes, Eurotiales, Aspergillaceae. Gene Ontology annotation, biological process: rRNA processing. Gene Ontology annotation, cellular component: preribosome, large subunit precursor; preribosome, small subunit precursor; nucleus. The transcript is spliced from 2 exons. The record is from RefSeq and is a predicted model, not a curated record. Bases 34 to 972 code for a protein of 312 amino acids.
CUCAGACAAACCAACAUUCAAUUGCACAACGCGAUGGCGGACUUUCAGAAGACUCCCUUUGUGAGGGACCUCGCCUCGAGCGACCGCAAAGUCCGCGACAAGGCCGUCGAGUCGCUCACACUGUUCCUGCGCUCGCGCAACGACUUGACCCUCGUCGAACUCCUCAAGCUCUGGAAGGGCCUUUUCUUCUGUUUUUACCACUCCGACCGACCGCUGACACAACAAGCGCUCGCCCGCACACUCUCCUACUCCCUCGUCCCGUCUCUCCCGCAAGCCACCGUCCACCGCUUCCUGCGCGCAUUCUGGAUCACUAUCGGCCGGGACUAUCACUCUCUGGACCGCCUGCGUCUGGACAAGUAUCUGCUCCUGAUCCGUUGCUAUGUCGGUGUUGCAUUUGAAAUCUUCGUGAAGGGGAACAAGACGCAAAAGAGUGAAGACGGCAAGAAGCGCAAGCGCGAGGACGCUAAAGGCGGCCGUGGCAAGAAGCAGAAGAAGCAGAAGGAGGUCGAGGCACCUGCUGAGGAGGAGACUGGUGAUUCUGAUGGCAAGUGGGCCAAUCUGGAGGCUUACAUCUCUAUUAUUGAAGAGGGCCCGCUCUGCCCUAUGAACUUUGAUCCUGAUCAGCCUUCGAAGCCUGAGGUUGAUGAGGGGAACCCAAAUUUCGUUCCCAUGCCUCACGGUCCUGAUGGGCUGCGCUAUCACCUUGUUGAUAUCUGGGUUGACGAGUUGGAGAAGGUCCUGGAGUUUGACGAGGAUGAGGAAUCGAACCGGAAGAUCUUGGGCGACGUGCCCAUGGAGCUUAUCCUGCGGCCAUUGGAGAAGCUGCGCACAGAGAGCCCCUACAAGCCCGUCAGGACGAGAGCUGCGGAGGCGCUGGAUGAUGACCGGCUGGUUGAGUGGGGUAUUCGGGAACGCAAGAACGAGGAAGAAGAGGUGGACAGCGACGGCGAGUGGGGUGGUUUCGAUGAAUGA